Molecule: messenger RNA, 510 nt
Organism: Exserohilum turcica Et28A
Lineage: Eukaryota; Fungi; Ascomycota; Dothideomycetes; Pleosporales; Pleosporaceae
Exons: 3
Coding region: 12-497 (161 amino acids)
Cellular component (GO): membrane
Source: RefSeq, a predicted model, not a curated record
CAAGAGCAAAGAUGAAGAACUGGAUGCUUCCUGUGCGCGCCGUCCAGGCUGUGCUUUCUAUUGUUGUUCUUGGGUUGAUGGCUUACGUGUCAUCAUGGUGGGCAACACACUGGCGACAGUCAUCUCCAAUGGAGAUAAACUACCUCAUCUUCGCACCAGCAUGGAGUCUCCUUGUCCUUGCCCCUCUGAUUCUCACAUCGUUAAGCAAAUUCGCGCAUGUGGCCGAGAAGGGCGCAGUCAAGUGGGCUUUGCUCGGAGUCGAGGCCAUGACCAUGUUGUUCUGGCUAAGUGGCUUCGUGGCGCUCGGAGUAUUUCUCAGUGGAAGAAUCUGCUUCGGCAUGGUCUGCGACGUAGCUCGCGCGAGCACCGCCAUUAGUGCGAUCUCGUGGGUUGUAUGGUCGGUCACUUUCUCGUUUGGCGUGAUUGCACUGUUGAAGGAAAGAAAGGCCGUGGCGAAUUAUGCGAGCAAAGAAGUCAAGAUGCACCAAGGCGUGUAGACACGAGCUUAAC